AUGGCGCAUCUGCAAUUCACUCCUUCUCAACCGCCUAGCCGGCAACCGUCUAUCAAACGUCGAGGAUCGGAUGCGAACCGCCCGCCCAUCCCUUCGCGAGAACCGUCGUUCCAGCCCGCGUUCCCCUCGGAUUACGCUAUGACCUCCUCCCAGCCCUCGUCACGCCGACCAUCCUUCGCAGCGGGGCUCAGCGGCUUCAACGCCGAGAGGAGACCAUCAGUGGCUGGUGCUUUUGCCGGAGGUUUCACCGGUAUGAUGUCCCCUUCGCCAGUCUCCCUAUCCCGGAGGAGCAGUAUGGCGUCUGGCCCCCGGCCCAUCACCAGGGCAGAGUACAGCGGGCACGCCACGCCAUCUCUGCUCUCCCGAGCGGGCAGCCCGACCUUGCCGCUGGGACAGGAAGGCCGGUCGCGCGGAGAUGGCUUUCACGAAGGUAGGGAGCUGCGGGCGGGGGAAUUUAUUGGCAGUUUGGAUUGCGGGACGACCUCUACCCGGUUUAUCGUCUUUGAUGCCCACGCCAAGAUCAUAUGCGAGCACCAAGCCGAGUUCCCCCAGAUUCUGCCGCACGCAGGCUGGCACGAGCAAGAUCCGGAGACAUUGGUGGAGUGCAUGAAGGAGUGCAUCACCAAAGCGACCGAGAAGCUGGAAUGGAUGGGUUGGAGCAAGGAGAGCAUCAAGGGUAUUGGAAUCACCAAUCAGCGCGAAACUACCCUCUGCUGGUCCCGCUCAACCGGCAAACCCCUUUGCAAUGCCAUCGUAUGGGACGACGCGCGCACGAAUGGGGUAGUCAGGCACUACGAGACCAAGCUCGAGGAGGAAGGACUCGAGAUUGACGAUGACGAGGUGGACGCCAAGGCGGCGGAGGACGCAGCCAGUGGGGAGGCGGAUGAGCCGAUAACGGAGGGUGUGGAAUUGGGGCCUGGUGGAAAAGAGGCUGCUUUUGCGGAAGAGGGCAAGGUUGAGGGGGAGGGUCUGACGGCUAUGAUGGGGAAAGCGAUGGAGGGGCUUGGGCUGGCUGGACGAGGAAAGCCGACCGGGGCAAAGAAGAGGAGGAAGGGGAUGGAGGGGCUGGUCGAUGUGACCGGUAUCCGCUUGUCUACAUACUUUUCAGCCAUCAAGCUUCGGUGGAUGCUGGAUCACCACAAAGAGGUACACGACGCGCACGAAUCCGAUGACUUGUGCUUUGGUACCGUCGACUCCUGGCUAGUCUACAAUCUCACAGGCGGCGUCGACGGUGGUCUACACAUCAUGGACGUAACCAACGCCUCUCGAACCCUCCUCAUCUCCCUCCGGACCCUGCAAUGGCACCCCCCUCUACUCCGCUUCUUCGGCUUCCGCCAGUCCAUCCUCCCGCGCAUCGUCUCAUCCGCCGAGAAGUACGGCGUUAUCCACGCCAACCUCUCGCUCCCGCUCACCGGCGUCCCAAUAGCCGGGAUUGUCGGCGACCAGCAGGCUGCACUGGUCGGGAACAAGUGUCUGCAGAAGGGCGAGGCGAAGAACACGUACGGGACAGGAAGCUUUGUGUUGUUCAAUACCGGGUCGGAGGCGGUCAGGUCGCAGAAUGGGUUGUUGACGACGGUGGCGUACCAGCCGGGGCCGAACGCCAAGCCGGUGUAUGCGCUGGAGGGGAGUAUUGCGGUGGCAGGGUCGGCUAUCAAGUGGCUGCGGGAUCAGAUGAACCUCAUCGAGGAGUCGAGCGAGAUGGACCACCUGGCAGGUUCCGUGAAGGACACCGGUGGCGUGUACUUUGUCACUGCUUUUAGUGGACUGCUAGCACCAUACUGGGACCGAGAAGCGGCUGGUACGAUCAUCGGCUUGACCUCCUACACUACCUCUGCCCAUAUCGCACGCGCAACACUCGAGGCGGUCUGCUACCAGACCCGAGCUGUUCUCGACGUCAUCGAGAAGGAAAGUGGCGUGAAGCUCGAAACUCUCAAAGUUGACGGCGGAGUGACCAACUCCAACCUCGCCAUGCAGCUCCAAGCCAACAUCGGCGGCUUCAAAGUAUCCCGACCCACCAUGCGCGAAUCCACCGCCCUCGGAUCCGCCCUCCUCGCGGGCCAUGCUCUCGGCCUCUUUGGUUGGGACCUCACCCGCCCAGAAACGCUCUCGAAAGUCAACACGGCGGACGUACAUACCUUUGAGCCCGAGCUGCCGGAGAAGGAGCGGCUGAGGAAGAUCAAGGGGUGGGAGAAGGCGGUGAGUAGGGCGAGGGCGUGGUAUACUAUAGAAGAUGAGGAUCGGGUGGAGGCGGAGGAAGAGGAGGAGGAGGGAUUGACCAAGAUCUAG
Messenger RNA from Dioszegia hungarica, 2286 nucleotides. RefSeq names its product putative glycerol kinase. Gene Ontology annotation, molecular function: glycerol kinase activity. Bases 1 to 2286 code for a protein of 761 amino acids. Gene Ontology annotation, cellular component: mitochondrion. The transcript has 10 exons. NCBI's taxonomy places the organism in Eukaryota, Fungi, Basidiomycota, Tremellomycetes, Tremellales, Bulleribasidiaceae. Gene Ontology annotation, biological process: glycerol metabolic process; triglyceride metabolic process; glycerol-3-phosphate biosynthetic process. The record is from RefSeq and is a predicted model, not a curated record.